Messenger RNA from Drosophila serrata, 2850 nucleotides. RefSeq lists its product as uncharacterized. The record is from RefSeq and is a predicted model, not a curated record. Gene Ontology annotation, biological process: regulation of transcription by RNA polymerase II. NCBI's taxonomy places the organism in Eukaryota, Metazoa, Arthropoda, Insecta, Diptera, Drosophilidae. Gene Ontology annotation, molecular function: RNA polymerase II cis-regulatory region sequence-specific DNA binding; DNA-binding transcription factor activity, RNA polymerase II-specific.
UGUAAUAUCACCUCGUAUUAUGACUUUUGUCUUAUUAGAUUACCAUUUCUACAAAAAUUUAUUCAAUCACGUUCUCACCUCAUUUCGUGCCAAAAAAGAACUUGCGAUGUGACCGUGCUGCAGUGCUCGCACAUCUCUAAGAUUAAGAACAACAACGAAAAAACUUAUUUAUGUUGCUUGAUAAAAUAUAAACAUUUGUCGAAACAGUAGAGCAACGUGAUUUUCAGGAUACUUCUCCGAAGACCCCGCAGGAUGGAAAAACCAUGGAAAACCUGGACGAACUGUUAGCUGGUAGAGUGCAAAAAGUAUGUACAUACAGCGAGGGGGCGUAGAAAUUAUAAACAAAUGAGCCAAAUACAUUGCUGGGCGCAGAAUGUGAGCAGCCAAUUCAAGGUGUGUCCGAUGCGGGGGUGACGAGUCUAAUACCUGCGGAUCGAAGGUCAUAGCGUGUCCUGCGAUGGCUGCGAGGCCCAUCUAAACUAAUCCAAACCAAAGGUGAAUGGGAACUAUCCUUUAAGUGUAGAAAAGCAUGAACCAAAAACCAAAAAAUUACGUAGAACAUUAACCCUAAAAGUAAAGAACCAGCUGGUGCCGGUGUCCCCCAAGGAGAGGUCUUAAAAAAAUAACAAAAACAAUUACAUCAAGUAAUAAAAAAUAAAAAAACGAACACGAAAUGGUACGCAGUCGUCGCAGCUUGUCCAAGGAGGAUGCCGUAUCCCUGCUCACGGACAGUGGCAUCUCGCUAUCCUCACCUCCAGCGGCCAGGGAUUCCUCACCUACGCCUAUCACACCCACAGGCAUAAAGAGGCGGAAGAGCAGCUUGGCCAGUCUGCGAGAUGUGUGCACCGAGGAUGAUGAAGAUGCUGCUGAUCAGGAUUCUAAGGACGCCGACUAUGUGCAGCCACCACCGAAAAAGUCCCCACGCAAAGUCGAAACCGGAAAGCGAAAGCACCACAUUUGCAGCCACUGCUCCAAAGAGUUUGGCGGCAAGACAGACUUGCAGCGCCACAUACUCAUCCAUUCGGAUGAACGGCCACACAAGUGCAAGGACUGCGGGAAAAGUUAUCGCCAGGCGGUGAACCUUAAAAACCACAUCACCACCGCCCACGAGCACCGAAAGCAAUUCUCCUGCUCACAGUGUCCCAAGUCGUUUGCCCUUAAGGAGCGCCUGCGCUUGCACAUGCGACUCCACUCCGGCGAGAAGCCGUAUCCGUGCGCUCUGUGCGACAAGAAAUUCGCCAGAGGAGGUCAGCUCCAGCAGCACAUGGUGUCGCAUCACAAGACCAGCAUUCAGCAAUUCAAUUGUACGAAGUGCUCGGCUAGCUUUUCGACAAACGCCAACCUUCGGGUUCACAUGCAACGCCACGAGCAGGGCAUGGAACACCGAUGCAAAAUCUGUGAGAGCCAGUUUGCCAACGAACUUGCUCUCCGAGCACAUAUCAACCAGGAGCACCACAAACUGACGCAGGUCGAGUGCGAAAUUUGUCACAAAACUAUAGAGCCGGACGAAGAUCUGGCCACGCACAUGCAAAAGCAUGCCGCAGUGAAGACGCAUGUCUGCGAGGUGUGCAACUCGUACUUUACCCAGAAGAGUCAGUACAAUGUCCACAUGCGUAUGCAUACGGGCGAGCGGCCCUACCAGUGUCGGAUCUGUCAUCAGACCUUUGCCCACUCCAGCGUACUGAAGCUGCACAUUCGCAAGCAUACGGGCGAGAAACCCUUCCGCUGCCAGCUGUGCGAGGAUGAGGUGGCCUUCUCCCAACUGGCGCAUCUAAAGAACCACAUGAAGAAGAUACACAAGCAGCAGAAGCCGUACAUGUGCGAGGGAUGCCACGAGUUCUUCAAGGUCAAGGUGGAGCUGCAGGCGCAUUCGGAGCAGUGUGCCAAGUGUCCCGCGGGCGGAGACGAGGCUACCGAUAGCCAAUCCGUGGAUGCGGUGAUCCUCUCCACGAUGCGUUUCAAUAUCGCUGUGGUGCUGAAGAAGAUUAGCUCUGCGCAGAAGCUACGCCAGUUGGGCUACGAGAAGCGUCUCAUAGACAAUGUGAUCAUUGCAUCUUUAAAGCUGGCCCAACGGCCCACGCAUGAUGACGUCAAACUGACGCCACUUGCCAGGCUCCGUUUAAAUGUGGAAGAGUUCCUCAAGUGGAUUGUGCCGGCACCCACGAUGAAUAAAUUUAGCGAGGAGCUGCUGUCCAUCGACACCAUUCUCGACAAGAUUGCCACCAUGUAUAUGAAACAGAAGUAGAAGUCAGAAAGUUGCUAGCCAACGGAAAAUGCAAUUGUGCCAUAGAAGGAGGAUUUGUAGAACUAGUUCUUGCCAUUUAGCUUAGUUUUUAGUUCAACCCAAAAUGUCGUAGAACGAAAACCGACCAAAUAAUUUAUCCCAAAGAUAUUUACCUUGUAGUACUGAUUCAAACUUAGUUCCAAUUUCGCUGCUACCAAAAAGAAAGUUAUUUUGAAAAAUAUAUUUCUAUUUAGUUUUUAAGGAGUAUAUAGAUUUAAGCCCCUCUUUCGAUGCAAUAAUUUAUGUAAUAAUUAUCUUAAAAUCUGAUCGUACUGAUCCCUCAUAUAUUUUAUACAUAUAAGUUUUAUUUUAGUCUUGCCAGAGCAGAAGAUAACAGCUCAAGUACAAUUCAAUAUUUUGUGGCCAUGCAAAUAACGAGUAAGCUUAAUGCAUUUAGUUCGCUUCGCUAUUUGUCCUUCCCAACCUUUUAGGUUAACUUUAAAAAGUGUACAAGCAAAUAUAUAAAGAAUGCAAAUCCAAAGUGUACAACCGAAUAAAUGAAAUGCAAAUCAAAAUCAAAGCAAGUCAACUAAGUGAAUAAAUUAACAGUUGUUUUAUAAGUAUCG